This is a messenger RNA of Symbiodinium natans, 3063 nucleotides long. NCBI's taxonomy places the organism in Eukaryota, Dinophyceae, Suessiales, Symbiodiniaceae. The record is from the annotation of a GenBank genome assembly.
AUGGCGGAGGUUGAGGUUGAAGAUCGUGGACUUCCAUGGUACAAUCUGCCUUACUUGUUGUCUUGCCGCUUUCGAGCGCCAGCUGCUGACAUCAGUGUAGAAGGCCUGCCCGUGUUGGAUCGGCGGCCAAAGCCCGCCAUGCCGGUUCGUGUUCCAGGAGGUGAUCUGCUGGCAGCCAUCAAGGAUGUGUCUGGUGAAGGUCUCGCACUAGGCCUCUCACCUUUGAAUGCGCUGGCCAGCUUUGGAGAGGCCUUUGAAGCAGGCGUAUCUGCAAACGGUUGCUGGGACAAGGUGGAACUUCUGCCAUGGUCCUUGCUACAUCCGGCUGGUCCUCCAUCAUGGGGUGAAGGUCGUGAUACCAUUGUUCGCUGGCGCUUCCAUGUUGUUGACUUACGUUCAAAGCCCACUGACUUCCAUGCGGGCAACAAGAAUCUGCUGCGCUUGACGGACGGGGCUGGCAACUGGGAGCGGAUCAGAUUGCUUUCAGGACUUCUGACAGUGGAGAUGUGCUUGGAGCGAAACCUCUCACUUCACGUUCAAGUGGGACCUUGCCAACGAGACGGCAAGGUUGAUGAGCAGGAGGUUCGGGCACUCGUGUUCGCCGACCAACUUUGCUUGUGCUUGGAACACCGUCGGCCGGAAGUGGGACUCCAUUGCUUUUGUCCAGAGGCUUUGCUUGCCGCUUCGGACCCAAUGCCUGCUGCCAGCGAGGUGGUGAACUGGAGCAGCACUGCGGAUUACAUGGCCAGCUGGCGGCCCGCUGUAGAGCUAGAGGCCGCAGCAAGUGCGGCGGACGAAGAUGACACCAGGGUGUUGACCAACGUCGAGAUAACAUGGGGUGCGAAGGGAAGGGGCUCCUUUGUGGUGCCUAGCACCCUGGCAUCGGCGCAUCGCAUGAAGAUGCGUGGCUUGGUUCGAGGAGAGGAUGGGGCGACCGAAGUAAGUUCUGGGUGGCUGUGCUUGCGCCUUCCCACUCAGCACAGCGCUCGCGGCGUCGGGUGGCGUGGUCAUGCAGGAAUCGUCGACGUAGAGCUGGUUGGUGGCGACGGCAACGCACAACCUUUGGCUGUCGUCGUUGGCGAAGAGGAUGCGCAGAUCCCACAGACGAUGUCCCUGCGCGUGAGCUUUCGGAUGGUUCCUGGUGCUUCAGACCCAUCCGGGACAAUCGGCACCAGGAGAGCUGGCUACAUUGUCGAGUUCAUUCCGAAGUCGCUGCCAUAUAGCUGUAUGGCGGUGGCACUGGCUGAACUGAGUGUUGCAUCUUCGUUGUUGAGGGAGGUCAUCCUUCAUGCUCGAGCACCACCAGCCCCUGCUGCAUCAGUGCGACGAUGUGUUGAGGACGAGGCAUCGUGGCACCCUGAAGCGCGUGAGUCUUUCGCCCAGAGCCUGGAUCUGAAGCCUUGGCGCUUGAAUCCUCCUCAAGAAGCUGCAGUUCGUGGUUCGUUGGAGGACGCUUUGUCGCUGAUCCACGGGCCCCCCGGCACCGGCAAAACCACUACAGCCGCAGCCCUGUGCGUGCUCUACGCAUUGUCGAAUCUGGACUCUGGUCAUGUUGCUGCUGUGCUGUAUUGUACUCCAAGCAAUGAUGCAGCAGACGUUGCCUGCCUUCGAGUUGCGGAAUCGUCGGCGCGACAUUUCCAGGCCCUGGCGACAAAGCGGCGUCAAGAAGUGGUGGCGGCUGGUUCGAGCGAGGAUUGUCCGAUCUGUUUCAACAGCGGUUGCAAUGCCAUCACGGCUUGUGGUCAUCAGUUUCAUCGUGAUUGCCUGCAGAAAGCUCGUGCCGCAGGGAACUCAACUUGCCCGCUGUGCCGCCGCCCUUUACGCCAAUCUGAGGGAGGUUUGAUGGCACUCCGUGUCUACAGCGCAGAGAUGGAGCGUGGUGAUUUCCCCGUACCCAAGCGGAUUGAUCACCCCAGUGCGAAGCCGCGGAAAGUCAAGGCAGUACCAGAGGUCAUGCGUCCGUUUGCCCUGCAUUGGCGUUGCCAUGGCCAAGCGCCAGGUGUAGAGCCGACGUUGGAGUCCAUGGAGGUUAGUGCAGCUUAUGACAGAAUGUUGCAAGCGGGGCUGGACAACCCCAUGUUUGACGAGCUUCGUACGGAAUACUACUUGGCUCUUUCGGCCGCUCGUGCUGCAGAGCUGCGCCGUGCCGAUGUGGUUUUCGCUACCUGCAUUUCGGCACGACGGGGUGGACUGGCAGCUGCUUUACAGGCAUCCGGAGCACCCGAGUUGUUGCAGGUUGUGUUGGACGAGGCUGGACAGGCCCCAGAACCAGAAGCUCUUUGCCCCUUGACGCUGGCAAAAAAUGCCAAGAAGAUUGUGAUGGUGGGUGAUCCGAAACAGCUUCGGCCCAUCAUCAUCAGCCCACAAGCUGAAAGAAUGGGGCUCAAUAUAUCGCUGCUCGAGCGCUUGAGCGACGCACCGGCAGGCAGACCUCGGCUUUUGUCUCUGCAGUAUCGAAUGCACCAGGAGCUGAAUGAAUUUCCGGCGGCAUACUUCUAUGCUGGACGUGUCCGAACAGAUCCAGCCGUUCUCGCACGUCCGCCUGGAUGUUUGGCGCACCCAGAUCGGCCCACUAGUCCAACACCGUUGCUCUUCUGGACGUGUUCCGGACCUUCGGAGCAGAUUUCGCAAGUUCGAAGCUCAACUGCCAGCGCCAAAUCCCGGUUCAAUCUGGCAGAGGCUGUUCGCGCUGCGGCCUUGGCCCGCUCGCUGGCGGCCAAAGUCGGUCAGAGCCGUGUAGCUGUGCUCACCUGGUACAAUGCCCAGGUGGCUCAAUUGAGCGAAGCACUUUCCGGGACUUCCAUUCACAUUGGUGGCGUUGUAUCAUCCCAAGGCAAUGAGUGGGACUACGUUUUGUUGUCAACAGUGCGCAGCUCCCCUGGUGGUCUCGGUGCUUUGGAGGACGAGCACUUGCUGGAUGUGGCCCUUACGAGAGCACGUCUAGGCAUGUGCGUGCUUGGAGCACCUGAGACGCUCAGGCGCGUAACUGCUUGGUCAUGUUUCCUAGACCACUGCGAAAGCCGUGGUCUUGUGACAACCUCGCAACCCGUCCUUGUGCCUUAA